AAUAACAACAAAGGGUGUAGUUGAGACCUAGUCGGGGCUAGCGAAAAGAACGACGUUGCUCCGAAUUCAGGGUCCAGAAACGUUAAUUUCUUCUGCGAAGAAAAGCAAAUAUAUUUUUGUACCUUGAAGAAAAUAUCUACCUCAGAGUGUUGUUUUGUAUGUCAAGAUAUUUUUUGCUGUUUACAUUUUUCUUCCUGCUGCCGCAGGCCUUUCUAUAUUUUGUGUUUGUUUUGCACACUUUUGGAAACUAUGAGUGACAUUCAGAGUGCCCUCCUUGUCAGAUGAGCACCUCGCCCCUCAUGACCGUCCGCACCUUCCGGGAAACUUUUCCGAGCAGCGGCUCCCGCAGCUGAUGACCAAAGCACCCCACCCUCUCCCUCCGCCCGCCGCAGGUCUGACCUGUCCAGCGCAGCCCCCGGUCCCCAGGUCCACAGCCGACGCCACCAUGUUCCAGAGGUUCACCAGCAUCCUGUUCGGAGACUCCGUGGAGGACAUCCGAGGAGGAAUGGCCCAGCCAGGCUUCGAUGAGAAGGAGGAUGACGACGAGUGGAUCUUGGUGAAUUGCCUGGCCGAGGCCCGUGCAGGCUCCUGUGGGGAGGGCCUGGUGGAGAUUAGCCCCGAGGACCUGGCUGACCUGGAGGCCCCUUCUCCUGACCAUCCGCUUCGCUCCUACUCCUGCUCCUCGCUGUACUCGGCCGCCGACACCGACCUUGACCCAGAGGAUGGUGGUUUCUUGCGGCUGGAUGCGGCAGGCGAAGGCGAGGAGGAGGAGGAGGAGGAGGACGACGAGGAUGACGAAGGAGAGGAUGGGGCGUUUAAGGGCUGCGCGUUGGAGGAGAGCUGGUUCAUCACCCCGCCGCCGUGCUUCACCGCUGGGGGUCGCACUCCUGUCCUGCUGGAGACCAGCCCCCUGGAGAACCUACUGAUCGAGCACCCGAGCAUGUCCGUCUACGCUGUCCACAACCCUCGCCACGCCAGCCGACCCCUGGUGAAGGAGAACUCUCAUGAGCCAUCCCUGCACAGGACGGAGGUCCAGCGCCGGCCGAGCCACUCUACUGGCUGCUAUGCAGCCGCCUUGGCCGCCCAUGCCAGCCUCCUGGCGCAGGUCAAACAUGGCCGCCUCGCGCAGCGGAUCCGGGACAACGUGGAUCGCCAGAGCCUCUCCCGCAACGCCCUGCGCCGUCUCAACAUGCUCCGCGAGGGCCGGCCCCGGCAUGCCAAGUCCACUACUGGGCUUGUCCAUCAGCCUGGCCAGAGGCACUUCAACUACUGAAGCCGCCCCCCUUUCACCCCUCUUCCCAUCACUUGCCCUCUUUCUGCCCCAACAAUCAGCUCUCCAAACCACCUCACCACCACCACCUCCAUGGCCAGGAAUAUGUCUUUCACAAAGAUGUAAUAAUGGAGUACUUUGCAAAUCAGAGCCUUUAUACCGUAGGUCACUUUAUUAAUGGCAGGUUUGCUCGCAACUGGAUAGAUGGUUUUGAGGCUUGUCAUAGAGGAGCAACACCAAUCCCACUCCAUUUUUGUCUUCUAUGCUUUGAGCUGUGCGUGCAAGCGAACAAGUGUGUGUGUGUGUGCGUGUGUGCGUGCGUGUGUGAUUUGUUGGUUAGUGCCAGAGCAGACAAGCAGAUGGGAAUUUUGCCUUCUUAAUAAGCCUCAACUGGUGCUCUACUACCAAGAGCCAGGUGAACGGCUCAUCCCUGGCCAUGAAGAACAGUUACCACACAAAAUGGCAGUGUAGAUCCUCAGUGUCGUUUCAAAGCCAUAAUAACUUCUUCAGGCUAGUAACACAGUCUGUCUUGGGUAGAGCAAACUUUGCUGUGAUUUAUAUAGAUUAGUACUUACACUUUUAUUUUGUGAAUUAAAAGACAGAAAAUGUUCAAUAAUGGGUGUUUCACUAACAGCCUCGUUUGACUUGUAGACAAAUAAUGUAAAAUAUAUAUAAAAUGGGAAAAAAAAUUCCAAAAAAUAUUUUUUGAAAGGAAAAAAAGAUGGCUUAUAUAUUACAUAUCAGUAUGAAUUUGUGUAUGCGCGUAUGUUAUUCUGUGUAUGUAUGUAAGUAAACCACAGUUUGUUUUGGUUUUUAUCUCUAAAUUAUGUGGUUCAUUGUAUGGUUGUGUAGUUCUAGAUUCCAGAAUGAUGAAAAAUGUUGAAAAAAAAAAAAACUUUUUGAAUAUUGUAUCUUUCUUGUAACUUGUAAAUCUGCAGUACACUUCUCAGGGUCAGAACUCUUCACCUUUUACUAAAAUGCAGAUUACUUGAUGGAUGUUAAUUGUCUUGUACAUACUGGAAAACCUCUUAAAAUUAUCAAAAUGUGGACAAUGCCUUGUGGAGAUGUUUGUAAUCCGUGGAACUUCUUAAAGGAGAAAAAAAAGGUGUUUUUCAUUGAAGCAGAAAAGAAGUCAAAUGCUUGCUUGAGGACUGUGAAAAUUAUUUCUUUUUUUUUCUCCUCAAUCGACUGUUAAAACGUAUGAAGAUGGAGUGAAACUAUUAGUAUUUUUUUUAGUUAUUUUUACAGUACAGUGAUCUUUCCAUAGUUUAAUGUGUGUCUGGUUUGGUUUCAUAAUCUUAAUACAAUCCUUGCCCAAUAGAAGUGUACCAGUUCUCAGAGCAGCAGUCUUUCCUACUGUUAUCUGUUGUUAUUCCUUACUGCCUUAUGAAUACCCCGUGUUGUAGGUGGAGACCAGAGGGCCAUGAUUGUUCUGCCCAGACUGAAUUCUUUUGAAGGAAAGGGCAGUAGGGAAUGACUAUGGACACCAUGCACCUUCCAGAUUCACUUGUUGUUUUUUUUGUUGUUGUUGCUCUUAGAUCCAGUGCAAAUGACUAUUAAGUGCUCACUAUUGUUUGGUUGUUACUUUUUAUGUUCUUCUUUUUCAAGCAGUUGGUAGCAUACACAAGACACUAUGUUAUAUAGCUAUUUAGGACAGUUGUCUUUGUGUAUGUGGCUGUGUGUGAUGUUCUAGUAUGACUGUGUGAGCUAUGUAUGCUGUUUCCGAUUCUUAUUUGUUACUCAGUUCAAAAGACGAAGGGAACGGGAGCUGUGCGAAUUGUCUCCAUUUUCCGCGAAUAUGCUGGACAAGCCCCCCACCCCAUCUUUCUCUCAAUUUCGCAUAUGUUUAUCACAGGGAUUCUAUUAUUUUUUGCCUUGAAUUGUGUUGAUCACGUGCCUUCCAGGUUAAAACAUUAUGACAAUGCAUUUACAGAGAACUUGAAAAGUCCAGUAAGGACACAACCAUAAACAAAAAGCGAAUUUCUAUGCACAGGGGUUAGAAUGACUCUGUGAACCACUUGCUCUGUACACCUUUUAUACACAAAAUGUAGCAGACCUCUUUUGUUUAAUGUGUGAAGUGUAUUUCUGUGGCAUUUUUUUUUCAUUGCGUGUUUAGACUGUGCUUUCAAACGAUUUUUAUAGUUUACUGGAAUUAUACAGCACUUUGCCAAAAGUGUAGGGUUUAGUAUCACAUUUAUUUAUCUGUAUUUGUUCUUAUUUUGAACCAUUACUAAUGUCAUUGACUGUUUGUAUUUUCAUUUUAAUUUGCAGAUGCAAUUAUGUAGCCCGAUCUGUUUCACUGAAAUGCAUUAUUUGGUAAAACCAUGUAAGCUACCAGUCUUCAAUAAAACGUUUCAUUAUACAA
This is a messenger RNA of Sardina pilchardus (European sardine), 3635 nucleotides long. RefSeq names its product tumor protein p53 inducible nuclear protein 1 (gene tp53inp1). Gene Ontology annotation, biological process: autophagosome assembly; positive regulation of DNA-templated transcription. The coding region runs from base 353 to 1273 and encodes 306 amino acids. Lineage: Eukaryota; Metazoa; Chordata; Actinopteri; Clupeiformes; Clupeidae. The record is from RefSeq and is a predicted model, not a curated record. The transcript has 4 exons. Gene Ontology annotation, cellular component: nucleus; autophagosome.